GUGUGGUGCUCAAUCCGCUCCACCCCAUUAUCAUCCCCUUCUCUGUUGGACUCCCUAUGCUCUGGAGGGAUUAAUUAUCGUCCAUCUUCGGGCUUUAAUAAUCAUGUUAAUUCGGUGAUUAAGACGUAGGCUAAUUUUUUUUAUCGUCUCAAACGGGUUUAAUAAUCGAUUGUUAUUAUGAUAGUGGAGUGUGAUGUGUGCGGAUACUUUGAAACAUUCCAAAUUCCAAUCGAGAUUUUAAUCAUAACAGAAGAUUGAAGAGGGAUGUUGUGAUAAUCUGGUAGAGGUUUGAAACCGGCAUUUAAGAUAAACGGUCGAACGAAGGGUGUGCUAGUAAGAUGCGUGGUGAUCGACUGUGGUUAUUUCUUCUGUUAAUAUCAAUAAAUGCAAACGAAUCGGUAUCAUCAGCACCAAACAACAAGACUGAACGUGCAAUCAAGAAUCGUUCGAGAAGCCAAUCCCCAUGGCGUUUAGUUAUUUGUUUAUCCCACUCUCAAUCACCGUCAAGAAACGACGUGCAACGGGCAUGGGAGGCUGCCAGAAUAGAAUCCUCCCAGAGCGAGUUAGAAGUGUCUUACAUUGAGGGAAGAAUGACACCGAUGACAGACUCGAUGUCUUAUCCACUUGCACUUGUUAACAAAUUUUGUACCGACAUUGAGAAUGGUAAGACCGUCCUCAGUAUUGUUAUCGGGGGUGGCUCGGCCUCAAGAUUCCUCAUUACUGCUGCCGAUUCUAUCAAUUUACCAGCCCUCUGGUUGCCCAUGACACACAGGGACUUUUUGAGACAGGGGAAACGUGGCACCUUCGAAACCCGAGUUGGUACGAGUUCCGAGGAAGCAGGUGCAGCAGCUGGUGCGCUCAUGCACAAAGCAAAUUGGCAUGCAUUUAUCCUUUUAAUUGACACAACACUCCUACCAAUGCAUCACUUGCUACACAAAGAUAGAGAUGUACUGAUACCACGUACUGUUGUACAUCUACCAGCGACUGAUACAAGUCUCAAAAUAAGACUGAGAAGAAUAUCGGAGGAGGGUGGUACGGGAGCUGUCAUCGUUAUGGCUUGUGAUCUUAAUAAUGCCAGGCGAAUUCUUUCGGCAGCGAGUAAAUAUCACAUGCUCAAUGGAAGAUUUCUAUGGCUAUGGCUUGAUCUCAAAGCUGAAUUGAGACCCAAUGAACCGAGUCUGCUAAGUUCUCAUGUUAUUUAUGGCUCAUUGGCCUCGGGGAAGGGCGAGGUGGAGAGUAUCGUUAGGCAUGGCAAUCUCGUGCUUGACGAUGAAGCGCACACACCCUCCGUGGGUGAUCCUCCACAUCUGGAGUUCAGUUGGAAUCGGAGAAAUCAACUGAGAAAGAGGGAGGAUAGAGGGUUCUCCUUCGAUGAUGAUGACGAGGCCAGACUUGGCGAUAAGAGCCUCAAUUCUAAGACCUUCAUGCCUGUUGGAAUGUUAGCCCUCAGGCCUGCCAGUAUCAAGAUGUCUGGUAACGAUGCCAUUCUCGCAAGGAUGCUCCGAGAAACCUCUCAAGCUCUUGAUAGUACCUUUAUCAAUAUGGCGAGCACCAGUAAGUUCAGGGAGGCGCAGGUCAAGGAGCUGUUCGUCCCGACGUGCUUUGAGGAUAGGGCCAAAGGCGUUGAUAUAAAAAAAAAUGUCUCCAGGACACUCACUAGGCGGCUCAGGGAGUCCAUGGCACAGCUUUCUCAUGAUAAGGCUGAAUUCCAGUUAUUGAAUCUUCAAGCUAUUCAAUUUCCAGGGAACAAGACACAGCUGAGAUGGACGAAAGUAGGAACAAUUCGAGGUGGCAAAGAAGUACGUCUCGAUACAAUAACGUGGCCAGGAGGUGGCAUAGUACCCGCCUACCUUGAGCAGGGUGGUGAGCAAAUAGGAAUGCCCGUCUACAAGAUAGUAACAGCUCUUGCUCCACCAUUCACCAUGAUAACAAAUCUUCAGGAUGGUUUAUGUCUCCGUGGAUUAGUCUGCAGAAAGGGGGAUGUGCAGAAGUGUUGUUACGGAUUCUCAAUAGACCUUCUCUCCCUUGUGGCCCGUGAGCUGAGCUUUCGUUUUGAUCUUUAUAUCGCCCAGGACGGCUUAUUCGGCAAGAGAAAUGGUAGAAAUGGAACGUGGAAUGGAAUUGUCGGUGAAUUAAUCCACGCCAAGGCACAAUUGGCGUUUGCACCCCUCAGUGUAUCAGCAAUAAGGGCUGAAGUUAUCGACUACACCACCCCAUAUUUUUUUAGUGGUGUCAGUUUUUUAGCGUCACCAAAACUGAACGAAGAAAUUCCACUGCUCAUGUUUCUUCACCCAUUCAGCACUGAUCUAUGGGUGACUAUUUUCAUUUCCCUCAAUGUUACAGCGCUGGCUGUUGCUAUUUACGAGUGGUUCAGCCCGUUCGGACUUAAUCCUUGGGGCAGACAGAGGAGCAAAAAUUUCUCCAUAGCCUCAGCGCUCUGGGUCAUGUGGGGAUUACUUUGUGGACAUUUGGUUGCUUUCAAAGCACCCAAAUCAUGGCCUAAUAAAUUUCUUAUCAAUAUCUGGGGGGGUUUCUCGGUUAUCUUCGUUGCUUCCUAUACUGCUAACAUCGCUGCCCUCAUCGCUGGAUUUUUUUUUCAUCCGUCCGUCAGGAAUUAUCACGACAGGAGUUUGCUAUCGCAAAAAGUCGGAGCACCGCGUGCCUCAGUAGCUGAGUACUACGUACAACGUGCUAAUCACCAAUUAUGGACACAUAUGUUACGAUUUUCACUGUCGGACGUGGCUGAGGGGGUGGAACGAUUGCGUAAUGGCAGUUUAGACAUACUCAUUGCUGACACACCAAUUUUGGAUUACUAUCGAGCCACUGACAAUGGCUGCACACUCCAAAAGAUCGGAGAUACUAUGAAUGAGGACACUUAUGCCGUCGCCUUGACCAAAGGCCAUCCUCUUAAGGAGAGCAUCUCUAAAGUUAUUGCUAAUUAUUCUAGCAAUGGAAUGCUUGACGUUCUGCGUGAUAAAUGGUAUGCAGGCCUGCCCUGCAUUCGUGGCCACGAAGGCAUGAAACCCGGUCUGGAUGUAGCAGGCAUGCAGCCCCAUCCCCUCGGAGUUCGUUCAGUCGCUGGUGUCUUCUGUCUUCUUGGAGUGGGCAUAAUCCUCGGUGCAAUAAUCCUCGCCGGUGAACAUCUCUUCUACAAAUACACUUUGCCACGCCUACGUCACUGUCCCAAAACCUCGAUAUGGCGAAGCAGAAAUGUCAUGUUCUUCUCCCAAAAGCUAUACAGAUUUAUCAAUUGCGUUGACCUAGUAUCCCCCCAUCAUGCGGCCAAAGAGCUCAUGCACACUGUAAGGCAGGGCCAAAUUGCAUCAUUGUUUCAGAAGAGUGUAAAAAGGAAGGAGCACGAACAGAGGAGAAGAAGAAAGAGUAAGGCGCAGUUCUUUGAAAUGAUACAGGAGAUCAGGAGGGUUCAGCAAGAGGAGAAGGAGGAAUCAAAUAAAAAAGAAACGACGAAAAAGGAGGAUAAAUGCUCGAAGGAGCGAGCUCGUUCGCGUUCAAAGAGUCCGUUAAUGCCGCGGUCACCGAGAGAGAGAGGGGAGAAGAGCCGUAGCUCAACCAAUCUCUCGGGGUCCCGUCACGGUUUGUCUCCGGUGUCGAUGGAGGCCCCGAUGAAACCCCGCGAGUUCACCCUGUCUAGCACAAAUCUACGGGCACGCAGUCCCCUGGAAACGGUUGGCCGUCGUCUUAGCCACGGCGACGGUGGUUCACCUCCACCCCGACUGAGUACUGCUUAUUUCGGUGGUAGUGCUACACUGCGCCCAUCAGCUCCCAUUAAAGCCGACUCAAUCAGCGGUGGAUUACCCACUCCACGUUAUGCCCGCAGUCCCGCUAAGCGUGGCCAAUCCUUUCCCGUCUUCGCCACACUUAGACCACCACCUCCACCACCCACCACCGCCCAUCCCUCUUACAAAAGUCCUCAUCUAUCACCGAACAACGAAUUGGGGGCGGCCAUUGGCCGGAAACUCUCGCGGGAAUGGGCAUCGGGUAGCCUCGAGCUCAGCAAAUCAUCCGAAGCUAUCGCCACAAUGUCCACAUUUAUGUCACCUUAUCAGGAGAGCUCACUCACCGUCAACAGCCCCACCGAGCCCAAGAACACCCCUCCCCACGAGGAUCUCGGGGCAAAGAGACCCGUCAGACGCGCCAGGAGUCACGAAAAUCGAGAUCUCAGCAAGAUCAUCGACACUCCCUCCUCUAGAGUGGCCCAACCCUCUAUCGGGGGAAAAUCCCUCAGCGAACGUACCAAAAAACAACUCGAAUCCGAGCUGAAGGCCAUCCUCACUGCAAGACAACACCAUCGGGAUCUCCAUCCACCGUGAUAGAUCAAUCUUCCCUGCUAAUCCACAUGUUGGCUAUUUUUGAGGGAUGUGUAUUCGCCUCUGAGGGGCAUUCAUCGGUAUUUAAGCAGUCUAAGAAUUAAUAGGUCAAUUUGUAGAAAUCCGGAGGUGGGAGGUGGCAAGCAAAGCCUUGAGAAUAAAUUGGAAAUCAGGGACGGCCAAUGAGCUGGCAACUUGGGCUCUUGUACGUUGAAAUAUUGUUAAUACAUUAAUAAUUACAGCAUUCUAUUCUACAGAGGUGUCGACAGAGGGGUUCAAGGGGAACGGGACCUAUGAAAUUAUUAUAUGGAAAAACCUGCCGCAUUCAAUAUUCAUUUCACCAACUUUGAACCAACUUUUCAACACUAUCUUCAAUUUCUAGGAAACAUCUGAAUAUUCUGUCAAACUUAUAUUAUUCAUAUAUUUCCUAGUAUGCUAUUCUUUACUCAUAUAUAUGGACCUGUAAUUGUACACGAGAAAAAACUAAAAUCUAUUAAUUUACCAUUUUUAUUACAGAAGAAAAGUUUCGUCAAGACAUAUUUUUUAUGUGUGAGAAAUGAAAAAUUCUAAUGUACAAGCGAAUGCGACGAUUUUUCCAAGCGAAUUAUUUCACACGUGGAGGUCUUGAAUUUUGCAAAAUUAUUGAGGUUCACCACCAUGUAUCGUUGCGUGUCGUAGACUAAUGCGAUUCAAUAUUUUUCUUGUUGAAGAUUAUAUGAUGAUAUAUCUACAUUGAACUGUCUGCCAGUGGGUGAGUUAUCGGUUUCUAGUCUCGUCGAAGUAGUAAAUUUUACAUGCGCCAAAUUAUUGAGAUUAUUUGAAAUUUGGGGGAUCUAUUUCAUCUUGACUUAUUGUUGAUGAGAGAGAGUCGCACACACGCUCGCACACACAAAGGGAGAAAAAAAAAAUAGGAGGCGGAUCAUUGUCAGGCCAUUCACUGCCAUCUUAAUUCAAAAUUCAGGUUUUUAAUUAACAAAUUAUGGAAUUUUAAUGUGAGGGAUUUGCACCCAUGGCUCACAGCGUAGAAUGACCACUUAUUCAAUAACACGUGUAUUAAUCCGAUAUUCCUGCGCCAAUUGAGGGAAUGUGAAAAAUAAAAUUAGUGAUAAAAUCGCAGCGACAUUGUUAAGAUGUUUGACAACUACAUUGAAUGGAAUUGAGGAGGAUCUCAUUCAAAUCUCACCUUUUAAUUACUAAUGAAUGAAAAAUGUCAAGAGACUAUCUCAUUUUAUUCCUAACGAGAUAAUUAAUAAUCUUCUAGACUGUUCGUUGAUGAAUGUAUGGGACUAAAACUUUAAAGGACAUUUGUUUGGAUAAAAUAAUAUAUGAUAAUUGAUAAGCGAGGCCUUAGCAGUAGUCGUAUCCGCCCAAUCUUUUAAUUAGAGAAAUAUCUAAAUAUAUUUAUCGUUACUCGAUAUAACUUCAAUUUAGUGGUUGUUUAGGAGAAUGAGUGCAAUAAUUUUCUCGGUAGCAAAGUAAUCGAUGAGAGAAACACGAAAUAUUUAAAUUCUUGAAAGUCUUAUCGAAUUAGAAUGUCAUGCACACUUUAGACACUUAUUAAUUAUACACCUCGGUUCCUCUCGUAGAUUAAUGAAGAGUAAAACAAUUAGUCUAUUUUUCCGUAGGGAUUCGCAAUGAAAUAUUGGGAUGAAUUAUAAAGAGAGAGAAUCAGCUUCACACACACUUGACUUUUCUUCUCGUAGUCUCGCAUAGUUGAAUAUAAUUAUUUUCUGUGAAAAAUGAAGAUCAAAGCAGUUUAGCAAUAUAUCUUGAAGGGGUUUUACGUUAUGCUGUACUGUAUGAAGUUUUGAAGAGUUCAAUAAUGUGCAUAAAUCUCACCAAUCUAUGAGAAUAACAAAAUUAUAGAUUAUACAUCGUUGCUGUGGAUAAAAUCGUGUAAUGAUUCUAAUGAGAGUACAUUUUGACGAAUCUGUUGGGCGUUUAGUCCUCGGACAAAAAAUAUAACUAACGGGUUAAAAGAAAAUUCUUCUUAUAGAUCAGGAACAGAGAUGUAAAGGUGUCGUAGAGUAUGAAAUUUUACAAGCUGCAAUCGGAAAAAUUAUUUAUUUCAAUCAAAUUAUUAACUUCAUUCAUAUAAACCUUCUAAAUCCAAUCUACUUUUUUCUUUUCCUCUGAAACUCCGUUGUUAGUACAUACCUGUUAUCUUUUCUUCAUAAUAGAAACAUAUAUCCCUAUUAGCAAUUAAACAUUUUUUUAAUAUUAAGAAAGCAUUUGUAUUUGGAAAUAAUCAAGUGAUCGCAAGUAUAAAUUCAUCUGCUGAAAUUGUCUAGAUUUUCAUGCUUCCUGUAUUAUGCUCAUCAUACUGUCAUUCUCCACAUGA
Fopius arisanus is the source of this 6669-nucleotide messenger RNA. RefSeq lists its product as uncharacterized. Gene Ontology annotation, molecular function: NMDA glutamate receptor activity. The transcript has 8 exons. The record is from RefSeq and is a predicted model, not a curated record. The coding region runs from base 339 to 4331 and encodes 1330 amino acids. Gene Ontology annotation, cellular component: plasma membrane. Gene Ontology annotation, biological process: monoatomic ion transport; ionotropic glutamate receptor signaling pathway. NCBI's taxonomy places the organism in Eukaryota, Metazoa, Arthropoda, Insecta, Hymenoptera, Braconidae.